AUGUGGAAUCGGGCAUUGUGCCGGAUAGCUUCAGCAAUCUGCGAAAACUGCCCCCAGUGUCCUCCUUUCCUUGCACAGAUGCCGGCCAUGAAGAAGCCAGCAGCCGCCGCUUUUAAGAAGCCUUCGGCUGCCACGAGCGACCCGGACGAGGACACCCAGCUUGUCCCGGUCCAGGAGAUGUCUCUCGAUGAGAAGAUUGCCAAGUGGAAGCAGACGAACCCGGAGGAGAGGUCUGCCGCCCCUGACCUCUCCCUGGAUGAGUGGCGAAAGGUCAAUGGACGUGCAAACACGGCGAUAAAGGGCAGCGAGGAAGGCCAAAAGGAUUGGGAGGAAGCUUCGACUUCUUCUGGCCCCACCUCGGUUAACAAAAAGAAGAGGAGCUUUUUGGUGGCCUUCCUGCUGGACCCAAAGUUCGGCCCUGGCUUCCAGAAGUACACGCAGGAGAUUGUCUCGUCGAACAAGUCCAAGACCGUGCUCAAGCCCGAGACCUGGAAGGAGCUGCUCAACCGGUACGACGAAAGCGAGAUCCACGCCAUGAUGGAUGCCGCUGUGAUUUAUGAGAAAGUGGAUCCGAGGUGCCCCGGAGUGAUGAAGUAUCUGGACACCAGCCAGACCCGGGAAACAAAAACGUUCGACAAGCGAUCCAGUAUGAGCCAAGGAGUCGCCAAAGGGUUGAAAGGUGACAGCAAUGAAGCUGAUGCCAAAGAGAUGGAUGGAGCAAUGAUCGAAGACGGUCGGGGCGGCUCCAGCUCCAAGCAGAACCCGGGCGACGAGAAGGAGAAGGAGGGCAAGACGAAGCGAUCGGCCUACGAGAAGCUCUGCGACGAGAUCAAUGCUUUGGCAGACGUCGAUGCUGCCAGGAACAAAGCCACUGGCAUCAAGACCCUCUUGGAUGGCAUGAUGUCAAGGCUGGAUACCAUGGCUACGAAGGGAAAGACGUCCAAGUACUGGACCCCGAAAGUCAAGAAGGAUUUUGCCACCCUGCACAACAACAUGAAGAAUGCCAGCGACAAGUGCAAGAGCCUCUUCGUUUCCAAGAAGCUCAAGCUCGAGGCCAUGCAGGAAUUGUUGCUUGGCCUCGCCGAGAUCCUUCGCGACUGCAGCAACAGCUUGACCAGCCAUGGCAGG
This is a messenger RNA of Symbiodinium sp. CCMP2592, 1128 nucleotides long. NCBI's taxonomy places the organism in Eukaryota, Dinophyceae, Suessiales, Symbiodiniaceae. The record is from the annotation of a GenBank genome assembly.